Messenger RNA from Rubroshorea leprosula, 1211 nucleotides. Lineage: Eukaryota; Viridiplantae; Streptophyta; Magnoliopsida; Malvales; Dipterocarpaceae. The record is from the annotation of a GenBank genome assembly.
CAUAGCUUUUAUGCUAAACACAUAAUAAGAUAGGAAUUAGAGGGUUCUUUUAAUAAUAUAGUCCGACUAAGUAAUUUUUUGUAACACAAUCAUAGUCCAAAUAAUUAUGUUCACCCAUAAUUUCAACAUAACCAUUUCACACAAUCAUGAAAGUUGUCCAUUCAUGUAUACAUGGUCCACCUACAAUAAAUUCCAUUCUUAUUGAUCUUAACAACUCAAUGGCCCUCACAUCAAAAUCUGGAGAAGAUAUCAUAUAUGGUAUACCUACAACAAAUUAAUGCAUCCUUUUAAUUCUUUUACGUUCCCUGUUGUCAUUGUUCAAUCUUUGUGUUCCAUUGCAGCUAUUCAGAUAUACAAGCAGAAAGAUUCUCUAACUCAAAUAGCAGAACCAAAAGGUUUUUGAUUUAAGGAGCUCCUGCUCAUAAAUCAAAGGUCAAGUCUUGUUUUCUGUUACAUGGAUGCUUCCAAGAGCGGAAACUAAAAUUUCCAAAGUUGAUUAAUUCAAUUCUGUCUUAAUUAACUUGUGUUUUCUAGCUUGAGAGAGACCAGAGCAGGUAAGUCAACAAGUCAAUGGUCUUCCAUUUGUUUUAAGUUGACUUGAGCGUGUUCCACACUCCUAGUUAUAUGUAUUGUUGAAUUCUGAGAUCAAACUAUCUGGGCCAGCGUACCAUUCUGUUAAAAUUUUCCAAAGUGGCAUCUUCCUUAGCUUAGACUGUCAUACCUUUAUAAUUUAUUUUAUGCUAAACACAUAAUAAGAUAGGAAUUAGAGGGUUCUUUUAUUAAUAUAGUCCAAAUAAGUAAUUUUUUGUAACACAAUCAUAGUCCAAAUAAUUACGUUCACCCAUAAUUUCAACAUAACCAUUUCACACAAUCAUGUUGCAUUACUUCUCUGAAAAUAAGAGAGUAAAUCACCUUGAGGGGUUGUUUUAAGUUUCAGUAUGCUUCUUCACAGUCGAGGACUCAACUUUUCUAUUCUGUCUUGCUGGUGCAAUGAUAAUAAAACAUAACAAAUCAAAGUCUGUUUGUGUGGUUUGCAUCUUCUAUUGUAAGGAGAGCUGACUGCAGCUUGCUAUGAAACUAGAUAGGACUACAAUCUGAAUUCUGAUUUAUGUGUGCUAAAUUAUAAUUUGUGUGUUUUAUUGUAUCAUUUUGGUGUUUAGCCUGUUUGAUUCCAGCAUUUAGUUUGUAAGGAAUGAAGAACAAGCUAGUUG